CUUUAAAGUAUUUUCUUGAUUUUUGUAAAAUUGUAAGUAUAAUAUAUAAUUUAUCGCCUUAUAACUAUAUACACAUUGAGUAUUAUAAUAAAUAAUCUUAAUUUUAAAUUUCAAAAUAAUAAAUAUGUAAAAUAAAAAUAAAUAUGAAUUUUUAAAAAAAUUUAAUGCCAUGUUUCGUCGUGGUAGAAGCAAUGAUCGCAACGAGGAAGAAGAACCCAGUAACCGACUAAGCCACCUCCUACUAUUCCUAAUUCUAUGCAUAACGUUCCUCCUAUACUUCGGAUACAACGAUUUGCCGUCGAAGCAGGAACCCCCAGUGAUAAACAAGAUUCGUGCCAAUGCCGACGACUCAUCGAUUUCCUAUCAUAAUAAAACAUACCUGCAUUCUUCCUUUACACUCCCACAGAUAUCGCUCAGACUACUAAAUGAAAUAACCAUUCACGUGGAGUCAUCAACACUGGAAAAUGUGUUUGAAGACCAUGUGUUAUCCUGGAAGUACAUGGAAAACUCAAGAAUACACUUUAGAGUCUUUGAAAACACAUACGGGUUAAUAUCAAUUUCAGCCCAUAGAGACUCCUCAGUUCCAAAUGACUCCGCAGGUAAGUUUAUAUACUUCGGACUAGUCAGAGCUAAUCGCAACAUAUGUGAGUCCAUCCCUUCAAAUUCCUGGACUUGCCAGAAAGAUCAUGACCAGUUUAACAACUCUUUUGAUUCAAAAUAUUGCUUACUCGUGCUUAAGUCUAACAGACUUAAUGAUAUACUACAGUAUACACAUGACUUUCUCUCAGACUACAAAUUACACAAAUCAGAUAUGAUGGUGGGAAUGUUUUGCGGGAAUGCUGUGAUUUCAAGGACUGCAAACUCGGAAAAUGAACUCUAUUUCAUAAAUUUCAAUAGAGAAAGUGAUUAUAGAUCGUCGCCAUUUUUCGUGUGUAAAUUCUCAACGCUGUUAACUGAUGUAAUUGAGUGCUUUAAUACUGAAGUCACGUCUGCUAAUCUGAGCCUGCCACUAACACUUAUACAUGACCCUACUACAGAUGUUCUCGUAACAGCAAAUUAUAACCCUGAGAAUAAAAACCUCAAUAUUCUUACGUUUAACUCUAGCAGAUUGUCAUUUAAAGCUGCAUAUAGAUCGAUACCUGCUCCAAGUGGAUGGCUUAUAAGCAUCGGUAAAAGCUCUAAAGGAAGGGUGUUUUUCGCAGGCGAUGCGGCACCGUACGAAAUACUAGGAAUUUACGACGUUGGAAACUCGAGGCAUGAAUAUCAUAAUUUAUACUUGUAAAACCAACAUAAAUUGUACAAAUAUGUCAAAACUAAACCCACAACUAAUGUUUUUAAAAAUUA
Theileria parva strain Muguga is the source of this 1344-nucleotide messenger RNA. Its product is annotated as putative integral membrane protein. The transcript is spliced from 5 exons. NCBI's taxonomy places the organism in Eukaryota, Apicomplexa, Aconoidasida, Piroplasmida, Theileriidae. The record is from RefSeq and is a predicted model, not a curated record. The coding region runs from base 170 to 1282 and encodes 370 amino acids.